Molecule: messenger RNA, 1167 nt
Organism: Blumeria graminis f. sp. triticale
Lineage: Eukaryota; Fungi; Ascomycota; Leotiomycetes; Helotiales; Erysiphaceae
Source: the annotation of a GenBank genome assembly
AUGACACUGUUACUCCGACUGUCUCUUCUUCUCGCGGCGACUGCGAGCGCCGUCGACGCACAUUCUCUAUUCACUACUCUUCACAUUAACGACCAAGAUCAGGGCGAUGGAACCUGUAUUCGCAUGCCUAAAGACCCAUCAACUGCCACUAAUCCCGUCGAAGACUUGCAGGACCCUGCUAUGGUAUGCGGAUUUGAUGGGACGAAUGGUGUUCAGCGUGUCUGCAAAACUCCUCAAGGAAGCACCCUCGGUUUUGAGUAUCACACUUUUCCAGACCGGAGCCAGGAAGGAUCCAUCGAACCUUCUCACAAAGGACCCUGCGCUGUAUACAUGAAGGCCGUUCCCUCAGCUUCUGAGGCUAGUGGUGAAGGCGAAGGCUGGUUUAAGGUCUGGGAGCAGGGCUAUGACUCAAGCUCCAAAAAGUGGUGCUCAGACAAAAUUAUUGACAACAAUGGUAUCAUGAACGUGCAGCUACCCUCUGAUCUUGCUGGCGGCGAAUACCUCGUCAGAAGCGAGCUUUUAGCCCUCCACGAAGCUGACAAGUCACCACCUAAUCCUCAAUUCUAUGUCGGCUGUGCUCAGAUUUACCUGGACUCUCAGGCCAACGCAGCUCCUCCGCCAGAUACGACUGUUUCUAUUCCUGGUCACGUGAAGAUUUCCGACCCAUCUGUUCUCUUCAACAUUUACACACCUUCAUGGCCAUACACCAUGCCUGGGCCACGCGUCUAUUCCAACGGAAUUCCUAGCGAAAAUCGACAAACCUCGAGAUCUGAAAAUAGAGACCUGCCACCAAGAACCAUUGCUAUCAAUGCAAACUGGUAUGGUACAGAACAAGAGCCAUACAACACCGAAUCUGGAUGCUGGACCGCUACCUCUAAUUGUUUCCAACAAGCGCAUUCUUGCUACAGCACAUCUCCUCCUACUGGCUCUAAAGGGUGUAGGUUAUACGAGAAUAAGUGCACUAAAAUGCAACAAGGCUGCGGUUCCGGCAACUUUAACGGACCUCCGGAUCAGGGCCAAAUCUUAACCCCAGGCAUCAAAGAUUCCCAUGGUUCACAAAAUACAGCGGCAUACUCUGACUUGGGAGCCCAAAGCAGAGGGCAGAGCAAUACGCGAAUUCAAAGAACGCGGAGACGCACUCCAACUUACUAUCGAGGGCUAUGGUAA